AUGGCGCCCCUACCAACCUUAUCGACGGUCGUGGCGUGGCUCGCCGCCUCGUCCAUGUACAUUUCCUCGGCGAACGCAAGCGAUGACGCCGACGCAAGCCAUUUCGAUAUCCAGAGCCGCGACUCGGCUCUUGAUACCCCUUCGUACAAGGUCCUCAACCCGCAAGUCGACCAGCCCGUCGCCGGCUCCUACAUUGCUGUCUAUAAGACCAGCGUCUCCGACACCGCCGUCAAGGCCCACCAGGCCGAGGUGGCCACCUCGCUUGCGCGGAGGAAUCUGCAGCGCCGGCAGCUCGUCCUCAAGUCGCGCGCCGAGAGCGAGGCGGAUCGGGCGGAUGGCUCGCCGAUCCGCCUGCCUGAUUUUGCCCACGAAGAGGCCCGCUUCGCCGCCAUCCAGAUCCCCGGGUUCCGCGCCAUAACCCUGGACAGUGCCGACGACGCGACCAUGAAGGAGAUUUACGAUGCGCCGGAGAUUCAGUACCUCGAGCAGAACUGCGUGGUGCGCGCCACCGAGUCGGCCACGGAGAUCAACGCGCAGCCCGGUCUGUCGCGCAUCAGCCACGCACAGGUCGACCCGGGCUCAGGCUAUGUCUACGACAACUCGGCCGGCUACGGCACAACGGUGUACGUGUCCGACACGGGCAUCCAGCUCAACCACACCGACUUCCAGGGCCGCGCCAUCUGGGGCACGAAUGUCCUGAACGAUGUCAUUGGCGACGACCACGGCCACGGCACGCACGCCGCCGGCAUCAUCGGCGGGCGCACGUUUGGCGUCGCCAAGAACUGCGAGCUGGUCGCCGUCAAGACGCUGGACAGCACGGGCCACGCCACCAUGAACGACGUCGUGAAGGGCUUCAACUGGAUCGUCGCCAACGUCACGGGCCGGGGCAUUGCCGGGCGCGCCGUCGUCACCGUGCCCAUCACCGGCGGCCGGCUCCAGGCGGCCAACGAUGCCGUCACGGCCGUCGUCAACGCAGGUAUUGUCGUGGUGUCGGCCGCCGGCAACAACGGCGACAACAGCACUGCCACAAUCUCGCCUGCCUCGGCCGUCGAUUCCAUCACCGUCAGCGCCAUCAACCAGACGACCGACGAGCGCGUCGAGUGGGCCAACUACGGGCCCGAGGUGACCAUCUUCGCGGCCGGUAUCGACGUCCUGUCCACCUUCAUUGGCCCCACAACGACGGAACUGGGCAUCAUGUCCGGGACGAGCGUGUCCGUGUCACACGUGGCCGGGCUGGCGGCGUACCUGAUUAAGUACGAGGAGAUUUACAGCCCGCGCGCAUUGAAGAAGCGCAUCAUUGAGCUGGGGUCGUUGACGGGUGCGAGGGUGUGGAACAAUGGACCAAACACGACAUUCUGGAUUGCCAACAACGGCAAUCUAUAA
Messenger RNA from Sporothrix brasiliensis 5110, 1383 nucleotides. Its product is annotated as oryzin. Gene Ontology annotation, molecular function: serine-type endopeptidase activity. The record is from RefSeq and is a predicted model, not a curated record. The coding region runs from base 1 to 1383 and encodes 460 amino acids. Gene Ontology annotation, biological process: proteolysis. Lineage: Eukaryota; Fungi; Ascomycota; Sordariomycetes; Ophiostomatales; Ophiostomataceae. The transcript has a single exon.